AUAGGCGCAUUCAACAUUCACAUUCAACCUUCAUUCAACUAUUCAUAUUCAUAACAGAAGAACACAGAAGAAUAAAAUGGUCGAAGUCCACAGAGAUGUUAUGUGUGUUUAUUGGAGAUAGGUCAUUCAAAUUAUUUUUUCCUCUGGUGUAAAUGGAGAUUCAGUGAAAAUGCCGUCUGUGCCGCCUCAAAAGGUCGAGCUUCCUAAAUUUGUUGAUUCCUUAUGGUGUGUCUACACCGUUUCAGUUUUAGCUGCCUUCAAUGCAGAAUUUGUUACAUAUCCUUUGGAUUUAAUCAAGACGAGGCUUCAGAUCCAAGGAGAACAGUCUAAAAAUGGGAAACUCGGCCAGGCACCGCACAGAGGAAUGAUAAGGACGGCAAUAGGGAUCAGCAGAGAAGAGGGUCUCAGAAAGUUAUGGCAAGGUGUCCACGCAGCCUGUGUCAGGCAUGUGAUAUAUUCAGGAACGAGGAUUAUUACUUACAAACAAUUGAAGGAUAAUUUUAUUAAAAAGCACCCAGACCAAAAGUAUUUUCCCAUCUGGCAAUCCGCUAUAUGUGGGGUCUCAGCAGGAGCGUUAGCCCAGUACCUCGCCAGCCCCACAGACCUCUUAAAAGUACAGAUCCAGAUGGAAGGCAAGAGGAGAUUACUAGGAUUGCCGCCUAGAGUUAACGGUCUGUGGGAUGCUUUUAAGAAGGUUUGGACGAACGGUGGAAUCAGAGGAUUGUGGAAAGGGUCUGUUCCAAACGUACAAAGAGCAGCUUUAGUAAAUUUAGGUGAUUUGACUACUUACGACAUAGCCAAAAGACAAAUAAUGAAGCAAACUGGCCUUCCCGAUGAUUAUGUCUUGCAUAUUUUGUCCAGUAGCUGCGCAGGAUUCGUUGCAGCAUCCAUGGGCACUCCUGCGGAUGUCAUUAAAACUAGAGUGAUGAACCAACCCUUGGACGAUAGAGGACGGGGUAUCCUCUACUCUUCCUCCAUAGAUUGUCUACGAAAAACCAUCAACCAAGAGGGAGCAGGUGCUCUCUACAAAGGUUUCCUUCCCAUAUGGAUGCGUAUGGCUCCAUGGUCGUUGACAUUUUGGCUGACGUACGAAGAAGUAGUGAAGCUUAUGGGUGCAGAGAGUUGGUAGUAGUGAGAGUUUAGGUUAAAUGAGAGAUAUCACACAUUCAGGUAUACUGUUCUAAGAAAAAAGAACAAGAACUAGUGAUUAUUAUUAGGUUCAUUGAGUAAGAUCAAUGAUGUAGUCAAAUAGGAUUCUCUUUGUCUUUAUUCCUAUGAGUGUUCGGCUCCAUUCAUCCACAGUUUUCUAUCUUGGGUCAUAAUAAUCCUUUUUAUCAACAUGUCCUACAUAAUUGUCUUCCCCCGGUCUUCUUUCUCCUUCUUGACGAUAAUAUGCAUAUACUAGCCUUCUCAAAUGCUACGUGUUGUCCGCAUUAUUUUAUGGGUUGGAGGCUUGGACAUUAAAGAAAGAUGUUUGUCGAUGGAAAGAUGGAUGUCGAAUUAUGGGCCUACAGAAGGAUAUUAAGAAUAAUUUGGGUAGAGUCAUGAAUAUAGAGGUGUUGAGAAGCAUGGGAAAAUAAAGAGGGAUUUUAAAUACAAUUAAAGUUAGAAAACUGCAAUAUCUGGAACAUGUCAUGAGGGAAGAGAGGUAUAACUUGUUGCAAUUAAUAAUACAAGAAUGCAGGGUAGAAGGAGUCGUAAGAAGUAGUCUGUAGAACACAAUAACAAAAAGCCGCUAGAAAUGCACUGGCAAUACUGCAAUAUUUUGCUAACUGAUAAUUCACUAAAAGUCACUAAAUUAUAUCAGUAUCUAUUCAUAGGCUAUUGAUUAUAUUCAAAAUAAGAUAGCUAAAAGGAACUACAACGUUAACGGGGUUUUAUUAUUUCAUAUGAUCAAUGGACAUCUAUAUAUGAAAAAACCGCGGAGUGCUACCAUUUAAAGGGGUGCGUUUUUGAGAAAUGGGUGAAUUAGUCCCUGGGCACAGGUUACAUUAGGGUGAGUUCUAUGCACUUUUGGUACAAACAUAUCUACAUAAAAAUUGUUCCUGGUUAAAUUUCCUAUCUAAAUAUCACUUUUUAAAGUCAAUGGUACUUUUUUUUUACAAAAAUAUGUUCAAAAGAAAAAGCACAAAGAUACCCAAAAGAAAGGAAUUUUGUUUUUUGUCCCGUAACUUUUGUCCACGAGGAUAUAGGUAUAGACAUUGCUUUACAGAAAAAAAACCUGCAUAUCUCUUCUUUAAAAUGUUGUUUAGUAGAGGUAAUUAGGAUAUAUAGUUUUCGAAAUAUGAUUUUUCAAAUUUCGGCACUCACAGCAAUUUUGGGCAAUUUUUCUUGUUAUUUUGCAAAUAUUGUUCUGUAACUUUUUUCUACGUUACUUUAGGUAUAUGCAAUGGUACAUGCAAUAGGAAUAGAAAUGAAUUGUCUUUAAAAUGGUCUACUGUAUAACGUUGUACGAUUUUUUUUAAAGAGAUUAUGGUUUUUCAAGGUUUUAUACUUUUAACGAUUUUUUAUAAUUUAAUAUAAAAAUAAAAUAAUAUUAUUAUAUAAUACAUAUAUUAUAUUAUAAUAUUAUAUUAUAUAUAGUAUAUAUAAUAUAAUAUUAUAUUAUAUAUUAUAUUUUAUAUAAUACCUAAUAUAAAAAAAAUAUUAUUUUUUACAUUUUUUACAAUUAUUUUUGAAAUUUCUCAUUAUACCUUUUUUUCUUCUAGAUUUAGGUAUAUAUUAUAUUAUAUAAUAAAAAAAGCUUAUUUUGUUUACUUUAAAAUGGUGUAUUACAAAAAAUUCUAGGAUUAUUUUUUAAUAAGAUAUUAUUUUUCAAAUUGUAAUAAGUACUUGCAACGAUUUUUGAUUUUAGGAUUAUUUUUUUAAUUUCUCAUUAUAACUUUUUUUUUCUUGUGCAUGAAUAUACUAUAUAUUGCUCAAUAAAGAGGGCUUACUUUCUGUUCUUUAAAAUGGUGUAUCAUCUAUAUUUAAAUAAUGGAAACCGAGUGAUUCUUUGAUAUUUUUUUACCUGUAUUAUUUAAAAUUAUUUCUUUUACAAAAAUUACAUAAACAUUAGUCUUAGAAAACAGUUUCCGCGGAGAUAGUCCGAACGAGACCUUUAUCGCAGUAAAACGAACCAGUUGUAAUGAGCAGAGAAGAUAAAAAAUACGAAGAGCUAUUAUUUCGAACAGAAAGUGACGGUACCACGACAGACGAAAACGACAAGAAGAGAAAAGAGGAAGAAUUGGAACGGGCUUUUAACAAAAGUCGAAAAAUAAGCAGAUCUCCCUCCUACAGAAAGGAGAAAAUGGAGGAGAAUAUACAAAAAAUUAUGGAAAUGAUGGCAGGAGUAAGUCUAAAAAUCGAGGAACAAUCAAGAGAACUUAGCGAGAUGCGUAGAGAGCAGAAAGAAUAUAGAGAUGAAAUAAGAGAGCUACGCCAGGAGAAUGUAACAUUAAGAGAAGAAAACACGAAACUAAAACAGGCAGUUUAUCAAAUAGAAGAACGGCUUGAAAGUUUAGAAAAUCAAAAAAGGCGGAAAAAUAUAAUUAUACAGGGAUUGAACAUAGAUACAAAUGGGCCAGAUAUCCUAAAACAUGCAAUGAAAAAUUUUAUGCAGACAGAAUUAAAAGUAGAUGUACAAAUAGAGAAGGCUCUGAAGUUAGGAGAAAAAGUUUGUCUGGUUGAGCUUGAAAAGGAAGAAGAUAAAAGAAAAAUCAUGCGAAACAAAACCAAAUUGAGAAAUCGAGAAGAAGGUCUAGUUUAUAUCAACGAUGACCUAUCAAAGAACGACAGAAUUGUACAGAAACAUGUCAGACAAAAAGCGCAAGAACUAAGAAAGGAAGGGAGAAAAGUGAAAGUAGGGUAUAAGAAAAUAUAUGCCGAUCAUGAAAUAUGGCGCUGGGAUGGAAUGAACCAAACGUUGGUGGUAGAGACCAAAGCAAAAAACUAAGCAAUAGCAAUGAAAGGAAACAAAUGACGACGAAAAAUGCAAAGAAUAGGAUUACGAACUAUGGAAAUAGAACAAAUCAAGACAGCAAUAAAAAAGAAAAGCCGAAAAAUGACAAGAUACAGUUUGCAACAGGGAUAAAUAAGAAGGAAACGACGCAGGCAAUGGACAAGGCAAUAAGUAAAGAUAACAAAAAGAAAACUAAAGUCAACUUGGGUACAUGGAAUGUAAGAGGCACAUACGAAACAGGAAAACUCAAAGAA
Messenger RNA from Diabrotica virgifera virgifera (western corn rootworm), 4194 nucleotides. RefSeq names its product mitochondrial uncoupling protein 4 (gene Ucp4A). The record is from RefSeq and is a predicted model, not a curated record. The transcript is spliced from 7 exons. NCBI's taxonomy places the organism in Eukaryota, Metazoa, Arthropoda, Insecta, Coleoptera, Chrysomelidae. Gene Ontology annotation, biological process: mitochondrial transport; response to cold. Gene Ontology annotation, cellular component: mitochondrial membrane. The coding region runs from base 170 to 1129 and encodes 319 amino acids.